GGCACGGGUUUUUGCCCUCCGGCCCCAAUAAAUCAAUCUUCAAAUUUCCUCUUGUCUCCCAGUGUCAGGCAGAAUCUGGAAUUAAUUGCUUCUGUACCCAAUUCUGGGAUUUCUCAUGUCCGGACUCACUGGAUUCUCCAGUUAAUUGACAUAAAGUCUUCAGAGAAGUCUCAGGCAUUUUUAUUUCAAAACCUGGACAAGUAUCUUAGCAUCUUGCAUGGAAAUCACCUCAUUCCGCAUAUAGAGUUCAUGGGAAAUCCUGGAGGAAUAUUUUCCAACAAAAGUUCAGUGGAAAAGAAAGCCGUAUGGCGGGAAACCGCUUUUGAAGCGGCGAAUCAUUUUAUCAAGAGAUUCGGCUUGAAAUACGUUAAUAAAUUCCGUUUUGAGACUUGGAAUGAACCUGAUCUGCAUAAUUACAAUAUCCUCAAUCUUACCAAGGCUGAAUUCAUAGACUAUGUGACUUCCAUCAGGAGUGGAUUAGCUGAAAUUGCAGAAAAUGUUCCAGGAUUUAAGUUCAAACUUCGAGGUCCAGCGGGACUGUUUCACAAAAGAGAACUCCAUCAGUUUUGCUACGGAAUCCUAGAAUAUUGUACGAAUACCUGCCCAAUCGACAUCCUGACCUAUCACAGGAAGGGUCAAGGAGAGUCUAAGGAGAUUUUGAGAGGCGGAAUUGAAUUAAUUAGGAAUUUGACUAAAGAAUUCCCCUGGAUUGCUCAAAUGGAAGUGUCUAACAAUGAAGCUGAUUUAAAAUCUGGCUGGUCACAUCCCUUGCCUAUGAACUCUGACGUGAGGUAUGCAGCAAAGCUCGUGGAGACUGUUUUUCUCCAUUGGGAUGCUAAAAUAAGAGGCGUUCUCAAGAAUCUCGAGACCAUUAGCCAUGAUAACGCUUUUCUAAGCUAUCAUCCUUAUGAAUUUUCCCAAAGAACCCUCCUGGCUCACUUCAGGAUGAACAACAGUCGUCCCAUUUAUUCAGAAUUCAUCAAGAAGCCGGUUUUAGGAGCUCUGGGAUUGCUAGCAAAUCUCGGAAAUAAAUUUCUGUCCAUGGAAAGGCGGCAAAAUAUUUCUUAUAUUUCCACAGUGAGCCAGGAUUCUGGGUUUUUUGGAAAUAUCCUUGCGGUGUCAACGAGAAAUCUUCCUGAGAAAUCCUUCAAAUUUACAAUUAAACUUCCUCCUGGGAAGAAUGUCACAGCAUUUGUUGAGAUUCUAGAUCAAAAAAGGACAAAUCCCGCUAGAUACUGGAAGAAAAACUCCUCUCCUCCUUAUCCUGGUCAAAGGAUCCUCCAGGGGAUGAGAAGAAUUCAAACCCAGAAGGUUUUAGUCUCACCAGAAUUCCUGAACAGUUCAGAAUUCUCAAGAAUCUUCAAGAUAUCCUCGCCAUUUGUCAUAUCUUUAAGAUUCUGUGAGGAAUCCUUGAAAAAUCCCCCUCAAAAGGUUGAGAAUCUCAGGUUCAAUAUUCUUUCAAGGGAGAGGAUAACAAUUCUCUGGAAUGACAAUUACCUACCUUCCCGAUGCUUGAAGAAUUACCAGGUCUUCUUCAAAGCAAAAAAUCGCCGUGGAUUGUGGAAGGAAAUCACUCAAGGAUGGCACGUACCUGACCUUUCAUUCGACUUCUGGCGUCCUUCGGGUGUUUCCGGAAUUUACAAAGUUCGUUCAGUGGAUAUUCUGGGUCGACGAGGGAAGUUCUCAAAGCCAGUUAUUGUCAAAAGUGCCUCUCUAUUUGCUCGUUGA
Messenger RNA from Phlebotomus papatasi, 1728 nucleotides. Its product is annotated as alpha-L-iduronidase. The record is from RefSeq and is a predicted model, not a curated record. Lineage: Eukaryota; Metazoa; Arthropoda; Insecta; Diptera; Psychodidae. Gene Ontology annotation, biological process: carbohydrate metabolic process. The annotation marks the transcript as partial. The transcript is spliced from 2 exons. Gene Ontology annotation, molecular function: protein binding; L-iduronidase activity.